AUGCCUACCAAAAUCGGUAAAACAUUCACAACCUUUCGAAAGCUCCCACUCGAGCUCCGUCUUAUCAUCUGGGGAUUGGCAAAGCCAGCUGGUCGAAUCAUCGACCUUGAUCUACUCGAAAGAUCUACCGUCAAAGAAGAAUGGAACUUGGCUCGAUCUCCCCAAGCUCCUGAUCAGUCUGACGACGCAGAGAACGGCGACGAAAAUUCGGUCAGAUACAACAGGUUAUGGGGCUUCAAAUCCAACGCUCCGAUUCCAGCACUCCUACUCGCGUGCCGUGAGUCGCAUAGAGUCGCAUCGAAGUGGUAUCCGCGAGUCUUUCAAUGCUAUGCUGACGACCCGGAAGCAUUGCGAUUCCCUCCUGCCAUUCAAGGACCAGGUUCAGUCUCACUCCCACAGACGUACUUCAAUUUUGAGAAUGAUACACUCUUCAUCACGCCCGACACGUUUCGUCCCAGAUUCAAUGCUGAAAUUGACGCAGUAACUAGACGCUUCUAUAAUCUCGCACAAGUCCCAGAACAUACUAUAUCUGGGGUCUCCCGGCUGGUGUAUGAUCCAGAUUUCUCAAGAAUUAAGAACCUUGCUAUUCAAUUGACUUCCGAUCAAUGGAAUCUCGACUGGGACGCUCAUGCUGAAUGGCUGGCUAGAUUCCUGGAGCGUGGAUUUCGCGACCUCAAGACGCUUACCGUUGUGGUUGAUCAUCAUCUUCUAUCCCCUCGCUGGAUAGAAACGCAGGGCGUGAAGAUGUCGAAAGAAGAAAGAGCAAAUCUUGUAUAUAUGGAUAAAUUAAUCGAUGUCCAGGAUGCUUGCCGCUUCUACCGCCCCGAUCGUUUUAUUCUCGAGCAUGAAAAAAGAGAGUGGACAAAAGCAAAACCUAAUGCCUCUUGUUUCACACAGAGCCAUAUCAGAAAAUUGACUCAACACAUGAUGGAAGUUCUCAGAGAAGAGCACAUUAAAGCUGGUAAAUUGAUGUGGGAUCUGCCAGAGAUACAAUUUAAGAUUGUCCUUCCCGCGAAGAUUAAAGAAAACUUACGUCGGAACAUGCGGCGAUACAAAGAGAGAUUUGCUGGUUGGCAAAGAGAAGCUGCUUCUGAGUCGAGAGUAGAGAGCUUCCGAGUCGAGAGAAGGGGGAGAUAUAUCAUGAAUUAA
Messenger RNA from Botrytis byssoidea, 1149 nucleotides. RefSeq lists its product as uncharacterized. NCBI's taxonomy places the organism in Eukaryota, Fungi, Ascomycota, Leotiomycetes, Helotiales, Sclerotiniaceae. The coding region runs from base 1 to 1149 and encodes 382 amino acids. The record is from RefSeq and is a predicted model, not a curated record. The transcript has a single exon.